AUGGCACUUCCAAGCUGGAUCUGGAAGCACGCUCUUGCCUACUCGGCCGUACUUUCGUCACUCGUUAACCCUUCAUCCGCCGCUCCUUCUACUUCUCUAUCUGCUACAAACUAUGUCGCCAACUCCGUCACAGCUAUUCGGGAGCUGAACAAUGCCUUUUAUGAUGUUGAGACUGGUCUCUGGAGCGCUGCCUGGUGGAACAGCGCCAAUGCUUUCACCACAUUGGCCGACUUUGCACAGCUCCGUCUCAAUGAGGCCAACCAGCUCAACGUUGGCGGCUUUCUACGCAACACUUACGCCCAGGCUCAGAUCACAAGCGUCUCUGUCGCCAAGUUUGUGAAUGCUGCCGGUCUUCCCCAAACUCUUCACUGCAUCAACGGCAGGGGAUGCUCUGCCUCCUUUGCGGCCUCUUUGCCCACCAGCCUCCAGAAGCGAGGCUUUGCCGACUUCCUCGAUGACUUUUACGAUGACGAGGGAUGGUGGGCUCUCGCCUUGAUUCACGCUCACGACGCCACCGGCGAUCAGGACUAUCUGAAUUCGGCUAUUGAAAUCUUCAACGAUAUGCAGACCGGUCAAGGAACUCCUUGUGGUGGAGGCAUUUACUGGAGCAAGGAUCGCACUUACGUCAACGCCAUUGCCAACGAGCUGUACCUCUCUGUUGCCGCUUCUCUUGCCAACCGGGUGCCAUCCAACGGCACCUACCUUCAGAUUGCCAAGGCUCAAUGGCAGUGGUUCUCCCAGAGUGGCAUGAUCAACUCCAACAACCUCAUCAACGAUGGUCUUGACUCCAACUGCAAGAACAACGGCCUGACCACCUGGUCUUAUAACCAGGGUGUUAUCCUCGGCGGUCUCAGCGAGCUCGCCAGGGCUACUGGUGACAACUCUCUUCUCACCAAAGCUUCCGCCAUUGCCAACGCCGCCAUCAACGCCCUCUCCAACUCAGAUGGCAUCCUCGUCGAGGCAGACAAGUGCGAGCUCAACCCAGGCAACUGCGGCACAGAUGGUCAACAGUUCAAGGGUGCCUUCAUCCGCAACCUGCGAUACCUCAAUGACCUGGCACCAAGCAGCACCUUCAAAAACUUCAUCCUCCGCAAUGCUCAGUCCAUUUGGAACAACGAUCGCAACAGCCAAAACAUGCUUGGCGUCGCCUGGACUGGACCCUAUGUGGCGGCUACUGGCUCGUCCCACAGCAGUGCUCUAGAUGCCCUAGUGGCCGCGAUUGCUGUUUCAUAG
Trichoderma harzianum CBS 226.95 is the source of this 1233-nucleotide messenger RNA. Its product is annotated as glycoside hydrolase family 76 protein. The transcript has a single exon. NCBI's taxonomy places the organism in Eukaryota, Fungi, Ascomycota, Sordariomycetes, Hypocreales, Hypocreaceae. Gene Ontology annotation, molecular function: mannan endo-1,6-alpha-mannosidase activity. The record is from RefSeq and is a predicted model, not a curated record. Bases 1 to 1233 code for a protein of 410 amino acids. Gene Ontology annotation, biological process: carbohydrate catabolic process.